Molecule: messenger RNA, 2436 nt
Organism: Diatraea saccharalis (sugarcane borer)
Lineage: Eukaryota; Metazoa; Arthropoda; Insecta; Lepidoptera; Crambidae
Source: the annotation of a GenBank genome assembly
AUGAUACAAACUAAUGUCACAGAAGGACUACAACUAAACGUGUCAGUGCAAUGGGUAGAGGAAAUGGACGAAUUAGACAACGAAAGAAUCCUCACAUCAUACAAUCCAUAUCGUAAAAUUAUAAAAGACUAUAAAACCCAAGACUUAGUCGUAGGAGUGCUAACAGGCAGACAGAUGGUCAACGACACGUUCUAUAAACACAGAAUAGAAUAUCAUGAAAUCGAUUGUCACAACCAAGUCAUCGACAUGACAAAUAAGGCGCUCACAUCAGAACAAUGGCACGGUAAUGACAACCAGCAUAGUUCUGUGCACGACCUUUUAAUCUUACGAAUCAGCAAAAAACUUAAGCUCCUAGACCCAGAUCCCCAACAAUACUCCUUUGGUUCAAUAAGUGAUUUGCAGUUUACUGAAACAGGCCCCAUGAUUACUGAACUGGCUGAACUCAAAGAUUGGUUGGGUGACGCUAUGAAAUUUGCAUCUCUAGGAUAUAAAGACAAAAAGCAUAUCACCAAAAGUUCUAAGCUCAGCACUUUUGGAUACGAGGAAGGCACGAACGUUGUUGCCGAUUGUGAUGAAUGGAUCAUCAGAGAUUGGGGUCGCGUUAUAUGCAUUAGCAACGAAGAGAAAUUCUUAGGUAUUGCUUCUGGAUCACUCUUAGUGUACAAGGAUAAACUUUUUGGGAUCGGCAGUUUCACGUUGAACAAGGGAAACGUGAGUAUAUUCGUUUUCACAGAUGUAAGAGCAUACCACCAGGAAAUAUUUAGCGUUUGUGCUUCCGAAAGUAGUACAGAUACAACAGAAUCAUCAACGGAAUCAUCAAGUGAAUUAAAUCAAGUGAUUAAAACUACACAAGAACCUGAAGACUUUAAGAUAAAACUCGGAAGGUACAGCUCCACCAGCUUGGGAGUUGUAUGUGGCUACCCUCUCCGUCUUUAUUGCGUUGUGAUUGUCAUACAUGACAAUAUGGAUGAGAGCUGCGAGUUGUCCACCAUGAAUGAAACGACGUCGCCCACCUACCAGUCUACCAAUCCUACGAACCCGUUUCUUAGCGGCAACCUACAAGCAGAAGAUUCAUUCACGAGCUACCAGAACACCUAUCCACAACAAGAUGGGGCGCCACGAACGCAGAGCAUGCAAAGCGUAGAUUUCUAUGCGUCAUCCGAAGAAGGUGGUUUCGAAGAGGGCGGGGGUAAACCCGGCGCGAAGAUCAAUGAAUUUCAAGCUGCCUGGAACGUCACCAAUGCUAUCCAGGGAAUGUUCGUCGUCUCUUUACCUUUCGCUGUACUUCAAGGUGGUUAUUGGGCCAUUGCGGCAAUGAUCGGCAUCGCCCACAUCUGCUGCUACACCGGCAAAAUCCUUGUCGAAUGCCUUUACGAAGACGAUCCCGUCUCCGGCCAGCGCGUUAGAGUCCGAGACUCGUACGUCAGUAUCGCAAAAGAGUGCUUUGGUAGAAAGUACGGCGCUAGAAUAGUCAAUAUGGCACAAAUUAUUGAACUCCUUAUGACGUGCAUCCUUUAUGUCGUCGUAUGUGGUGACCUCAUGAUUGGAACCUUCCCUGAUGGCUCCAUAGACACUCGAUCCUGGAUGAUGCUCACAGGAAUAUUUCUUUUGCCAUUGGCCUUCUUGAAGUCCCUCGCUUCUGUCAGUAUGCUCUCAUUCUGGUGUACCAUGAGCCAUCUCAUCAUCAACGCUAUCGUUCUCGGCUAUUGCAUUCUAUAUAUCGGUGACUGGGGAUGGUCGAAAGUGAAAUGGAGUUUGGAUUUCGAAAACUUCCCCAUUAGCUUAGGCGUCAUUGUAUUUUCAUACACAUCGCAGAUUUUUCUUCCUACGCUUGAAGGGAACAUGGAAGACCGAUCCAGAUUUGAAUGGAUGUUGAACUGGUCUCAUAUCGCGGCUGCAGCGUUUAAAUCUAUUUUUGGAUACGUCUGCUUCUUGACUUUUCAAAACGAUACCCAACAAGUAAUCACAAACAACCUUAGGUCGUCUGGAUUUAAAGGGCUUGUUAAUUUCUUCCUUGUCGUAAAGGCUGUGUUGAGCUACCCAUUGCCGUAUUACGCAGCUUGUGAUUUGUUGGAAAGAGCUCUUUUCAGGGGAAAACCUAAAACAUUGUUUCCUGUUAUUUAUGCUCUGGACGGAGAGUUAAAAGUAUGGGGUCUCGCUUGGAGGCUGGGGGUUAUAAUGUUCACUAUCUUGAUGGCAAUUUUCAUUCCCCAUUUCGCUAUACUGAUGGGUUUCAUCGGCAGUUUUACCGGCACUAUGUUGAGUUUCAUAUGGCCGGCUUACUUUCAUCUCAAAUUGAAGGGCAACCAACUGGAGAGCACUACAAUUGCCUAUGACUAUUUCAUUAUUGCAUUGGGUGUUCUUUUUGGUAUAAUAGGCAUGUACGAUUCCGGUUCUGCUCUCGUGAAAGCUUUCAAAAUAGGAUUACCAUUCUAA